Messenger RNA from Rhodotorula toruloides NP11, 2103 nucleotides. Its product is annotated as DNA helicase. Gene Ontology annotation, molecular function: ATP hydrolysis activity; 5'-3' DNA helicase activity; RNA binding. Lineage: Eukaryota; Fungi; Basidiomycota; Microbotryomycetes; Sporidiobolales; Sporidiobolaceae. The record is from RefSeq and is a predicted model, not a curated record. Bases 1 to 2103 code for a protein of 700 amino acids. The transcript has 10 exons.
AUGGCCGCCGCACCGCCUGAAGAGUUCUUGAAGCGCCUGAUUGAGCUCACCAAGGCAGAGCAAGCGGCCGAAGAGAAGGAGUCGUCUCUCCUCUUCACCAAUGCCCCGGUCUCGCUUCUCGAGCGAUCUGGUCUCGCGCUCGGCAACUUGUCAGGCCAGACAUCGAUUGGACUUGGCGGACGACUGCUCGUCGAGCUGACGAGGCCGGCUGCGUACCAUUCCUCGCCGGACUUCCCGCCUCAUGACUUCCGUCCUGGCGACCUCGCUCGCUUACGCCCGCAAGGAGCGAGCGGGGGAGGGGCUCGCAAGGCCGCGAAAGGUUCGUCGAAGGAGGAGAAGGGCAAGCAGAAGGAUGAUGAAGGUCUGGACGCCGUUGUCUACCGCACCACGGCCAACAAGAUCGUUCUAGCCGUCGAUGAGCCAUCGGACGAUUUCGUGCUGCCUGAGCGGAUACAGAUCAUCAAGGUCGCCAAUCCGACAACCUUCGUCCGCCAGUGCUUCUUCCUGAACCGAGCCCUUCGCAAACUCGAAGCAGCAGAACCGCUUUCGCCUCUCCUUUCCGUUCUGCUCGGUCAGCAGAAGCCGACUGUGUCUCAACGCUCGCCGGACGAGCCACUCGACUUCAUCAACGAGAACUUGAACGCGUCGCAGAAAAAGGCCAUCGACUUCGCCCUUUCGAGUAACGAGGUCGCCCUCAUCUGGGGCCCGCCCGGCACAGGCAAGACGGAGACGCUCGUUGAGAUCAUCCGGCAAUGCGUCAGGGCGGACAAGCGCGUGCUCGUCUGCGGCGCAUCCAACCUCCCCGUCGACAACAUCCUCGCUCGCCUCUCCGUUCCUCACCCCAACUUCUCCCAGCCGAUCCCGCUCACUCGCGUGGGCCACCCCGCUCGUGUCCUUUCCGGUCUCACACGACAUACUCUCGAUGCGCAGUCUUCCUCGACCGACUCGAGUGCCCUCGUCGAAGACAUCAAGAAGGAGAUUGAAGAGCUGGAGAACACGCUGAGAAACGGCUCGGGGAAGAACCGUAUCAGAGGGUCGGAGCGAAAGAAGAUGUGGGAGGAAGUGCGGGAGUUGCGGAAGGAGUUCAGGAAGCGGCAAGGAGGCAUCGUCUCGGAGGUCGUGUCGAAGGCCAAAGUCGUGUUGGCGACGACUCAUGGCGCUGGAGGGCGUUCGCUUGAUCGCUUCGAGUUUGACGUUGUCAUUAUCGACGAAGCGGCGCAGGCGACUGAGCCUGCGUGCUGGAUCCCCAUUCUCAAGGGCAAGAAGCUGAUCUUGGCUGGCGAUCACCUGCAACUCCCGCCAACGCUCAAGUCGUCCGACCGGCUCACCAAGUCCCUCGGCGGCAAGUCCAGCAAGACAGCCUCGAAGGAAGAUGCAGCCCAUCCCAGCCAGCCCGGCAAGCUGACGCUAUCGCCCGACCUCGAGGUCACGCUUUUCUCUCGCCUUCUCGCCCUUCACGGACCCUCAAUCCGCCGCAUGCUCAAGGUCCAGUACCGCUUCAAUGAGAAGAUCAACAGCUUCCCGAGUGGGAUGCUGUACGACGGCGAGCUCGUACCCGAUGACUCGGUCAAGGACCGCAAGCUGAGCGACCUGGAAGGCGUCGAGGCGGACGAAGACCUUGACGAGCCCGUCGUCUUCUUCGACACCGCUGGUCAAGCCAUGUACGAGCGGGCAGCGGAAGACGGCAGUUUCGGAUCCGAGUCAAAGAGCAACGAGAACGAGGCAGACGUUGUGCACAAAUACGUCCAGACGCUCGUCAACGCCGAUGUCCCGCCCACCUCGAUCUCCAUCAUCUCGCCCUACAACAGCCAAGUCCUCCUCCUCGCCUCCCUCAUCCAUCCUCAGUACCCUGAGAUCGAGAUUGGUUCAGUCGACAGCAACCAGGGUCGCGAGAACGACGUCGUCAUCGUCAGUCUCGUCCGUUCAAAUGCCGAGGGCGAGGUGGGCUUCCUCCGCGAACUUCGACGAUUGAACGUUAGUAUGACUCGCCCGCGACGGCACCUUGUCGUUGUAGGCGAUUCAGAGACUGUCUCGAAGGGUUCCGACUUCCUCAAGAAGUGGAUGGAAUGGCUCGAGGAGGAGGCGCUGGUCAAGGUGCCGUAG